UCCCUCGCCUCUCCCUCAGCCUGCCCACUGGCUCCUUCGCGGCGAGCUCCUUCCACCGCCGCCCGCACGGGGCGCUGUCCCACUCGCUGAGCGGCAGCGCUCAGGAGGCGCGGCUUCCGGCCUCUCCUCCUGCUGCUGCGCCUCCUCCUCGGCGCCCCUCACAGCAGCAGCAGCAGCAGCAGCGGCGGCCGCGGGUCGGGCCUGGGAUGCCAAGAUGGCGUCGGCGGCGUCGGUGUCGGUCUUCCCCGGCGUGCGGCUCCUGACCAUCGGCGACGCCAACGGCGAGAUCCAGCGGCACCAGGAGCAGCAGGCGCUCCGCCUCGAGGCCCGCACCGGGCCCGACGCCGCCUGCCUCGCCCUCUAUAGCCAAGAUGAUGUUUGCGUGUUCAAGUGUUCUGUGUCGAAGGAGACGGAAUGCAGUCGAGUGGGCAAGCAGUCUUUCAUUAUUACACUGGGGUGUAAUAGCGUCCUUAUACAGUUCGCAACGCCAAGUGACUUCUGCUCAUUUUAUAAUAUCUUGAAAAACUGUCGGGGCCACAACAUUGAGCAGUCUGUGUUCAGUGAGCGUACAGAGGAGUCUUCUGCUGUGCAGUACUUUCAGUUUUAUGGAUACUUAUCUCAGCAGCAAAAUAUGAUGCAGGAUUAUGUCAGAACAGGCACGUACCAGCGAGCAAUCCUGCAGAACCACAGUGACUUUAAAGACAAGAUUGUAUUAGAUGUUGGCUGUGGUUCUGGCAUCCUGUCGUUUUUCGCAGCACAGGCCGGAGCAAGAAAAAUCUAUGCAGUGGAAGCCAGUACAAUGGCUCAACAUGCAGAGGUUUUAGUAAAGAGUAAUAACCUCACUGACCGGAUCGUGGUCAUUCCUGGGAAGGUAGAGGAGGUCUCCCUUCCAGAACAGGUGGACAUCAUUAUUUCUGAGCCAAUGGGGUACAUGCUUUUCAAUGAACGUAUGCUGGAGAGCUAUCUGCAUGCCAAGAAGUAUUUAAAGCCCAGUGGAAAUAUGUUUCCAACCAUUGGGGAUGUCCACUUAGCACCAUUCACAGAUGAGCAGCUCUACAUGGAACAAUUCACAAAAGCUAACUUUUGGUAUCAGCCAUCCUUCCAUGGGGUAGACUUGUCAGCACUUCGGGGUGCAGCAGUAGAUGAAUAUUUCAGGCAACCAGUUGUGGACACCUUUGAUAUCAGGAUUCUAAUGGCCAAAUCUGUUAAAUACACAGUGAACUUCUUAGACGCCAAAGAAGCGGAUUUGCACAGGAUAGAAAUCCCGUUCAAAUUCCACAUGCUGCAUUCAGGUCUAGUCCAUGGGUUGGCUUUCUGGUUUGAUGUAGCCUUCAUCGGUUCAAUAAUGACCGUUUGGCUUUCAACCGCUCCGACAGAGCCUCUAACCCACUGGUACCAAGUUCGGUGCCUCUUUCAGUCUCCACUUUUUGCUAAGGCUGGUGACACCCUCUCAGGGACAUGCCUGCUCAUCGCAAACAAGAGGCAAAGUUACGACAUCAGUAUUGUUGCUCAAGUUGAUCAGACAGGCUCCAAGUCCAGCAACCUCCUUGACCUGAAAAACCCAUUUUUCAGGUACACAGGUACAACUCCUUCACCCCCGCCAGGCUCGCACUACACCUCUCCUUCAGAGAACAUGUGGAACACAGGUGGCGCCUACAACAUGAGCACAGGGAUGGCUGUUGCUGGGAUGCCCACAGCCUAUGAUCUCAGCAGCGUGAUUGCUGGUGGCACCAAUGUUGGCCACAACAACCUUAUUCCUCUAGCCAACACUGGGAUUGUCAAUCACACCCAUUCCCGGAUGGGAUCCAUCAUGAGUACAGGGAUUGUUCAAGGUUCAUCUAGUGGUCAGAGUGGAGGAACAUCAAGUGCUCACUAUCCUGUCAACAGCCAGUUCACUAUGGGAGGCCCGGCCAUUUCCAUGGCAUCUCCCAUGUCCAUCACAACCAACACAAUGCAUUAUGGGAGCUAAGAGACCCUCACCCCUGAUCCUCUGAACUGACAGCACCAGGAAACCAAAUGAAGAAGAAAAAAUUCCGCCCUGCCCACCUGCCUUCUGCACCUCAGUUUGGCAAUUGCUUCUCUGGAUUUCUUCCACCCCCUGCCUUCCCCCCCACCCCCCCCAAAAAAAUUAGGCUUGCCAGAGAUGUUCUGACCCUUGUACAAUAGAAGACACCCCCCCACUCGUUCUUUGAUAGCAGACUUGUACACUUUUUUAUGAAAUGUUGGAAACUUCAACUUGCUCAACCAUGACUGAGUUCCUGCGCUCACUGUGUCUUACAACCAAUCAUGUCGCUAGUGGUAUCAUUCUUCAAAUCUUCCAUGACUGAUCAGCAUUAGGCACAGGUUGUAGAGCAAAGCUGCAACAGGGCUUCUCAGCAGCACUGUGGACAGCCCAGCGGCAGCGCUAGUAACCUGAGCCUUCUUCCUUGCUCCCAGUGUUUUGAACGAAGGGGCUGCAGCUGGCUGUAGAGUGGACACAGGCGAAAAUCCAGCUGCUGCUCAUCCUUCCAUCUGUGCGUUGGUUUCUUCCACCCAACCCAACCUCCGGGUUCAUUGCUUUGCUAAGACUUAGGAGGAGGAAGUGUUUCCUGCCGCGAGGGAAAAGAAAAGGCCGACAAGCCCUCCUGGCUGGCUUAAUGAGGAGUUCUGGCAACUUACUGCUGUAGAUCUUGGGCUUCCGGAAGAACAUCUGAGAUGAGAUGGACUGUUGUGCCACGAGUAUCUUAUCAGCCGGUCUGAUGAUUGCCUGUCUCGGGGGGGGGAAUCUCGAUGUAGCAUCAAAGGGUUAAAAAAAAUUUAAAACAUGAAUGUACCAAAAAGAAAAAAAAGGUUGCUGGCUGAAAGUGAA
Podarcis muralis (Common wall lizard) is the source of this 2848-nucleotide messenger RNA. It is a transcript of the gene CARM1, whose product is annotated as coactivator associated arginine methyltransferase 1. The record is from RefSeq and is a predicted model, not a curated record. Gene Ontology annotation, molecular function: histone H3R2 methyltransferase activity. Gene Ontology annotation, biological process: chromatin remodeling; peptidyl-arginine methylation, to asymmetrical-dimethyl arginine. Lineage: Eukaryota; Metazoa; Chordata; Lepidosauria; Squamata; Lacertidae.